Syngnathoides biaculeatus (alligator pipefish) is the source of this 1520-nucleotide messenger RNA. RefSeq names its product integrin beta 1 binding protein 1 (gene itgb1bp1). The record is from RefSeq and is a predicted model, not a curated record. NCBI's taxonomy places the organism in Eukaryota, Metazoa, Chordata, Actinopteri, Syngnathiformes, Syngnathidae. The transcript is spliced from 8 exons. Gene Ontology annotation, cellular component: ruffle; lamellipodium; cell periphery. Bases 426 to 1022 code for a protein of 198 amino acids. Gene Ontology annotation, molecular function: integrin binding. Gene Ontology annotation, biological process: negative regulation of substrate adhesion-dependent cell spreading; negative regulation of focal adhesion assembly.
UCACGUCUUGUCAGUCCAUUGUUUGUGUGCACAUCUUUGUCAGGUCAGUUUUAACACCAGUCAUGUUUUGUUCCCAGGAGUAGCUUUAUAUUAAUGUUCUGUUGUUACUUUUAGUUAUCUUUUCUUGAAAGUUAAAUGAUUUUGUGGCCCGUGCACUACCCCCUUGCCUCCCUGAACUUGGGUCCUCCCCACCGUGACAAAUUCAGCUCAAGACUUUAAGGACCUUGGCCAGCUUCUCUCCUCUGAACGCCGCCUUCAGACGUCCCAUCUCGUUCUGCUCGCCGUGGACCAAGAUCUGCGGGGGUGAUGAGAGGCCAUUUUCAACCAAGCCGUGGACCCUUACUGGAUAUGCACACUGAGAUGGUACUGUAUAUCCAGGUUGGCGGUGCGCUGCGAUGCAGUCGGCCGGGAUGCAAAUUUGAAAGAUGUUCCGCAAGGUGAAAAAACGCCACAGUAGCAGUAGCUCUCAGAGCAGUGAAAUCAGCACCAAAAGUAAGUCUGUAGACUCUAGUAUGGGAGGUCUUUCCAGGUCCAGCACAGUCGCCAGCCUCGACACGGACUCGACCAAGAGUUCAGGAAACAACACAUCGGAUACAUGCGCAGAGUUCCGGGUGAAGUACGUGGGAGCCAUUGAGCGGUUGCAGUUUGACAUGAGCAAGACGCUCCAGGAACCUCUCGACCUCAUCAAUUACAUUGAUGCCGCCCAGCAAGACGGAAAGCUGCCGUUUAUGCCGGGUGACGAGGAGAUGAUUCUUGUUGUAUCGAAACACGGAGUCAAAGUGGCCUCACUGGACCAAUGUGAUGUCUUGCACCGCCACCCUCUCUAUCUGAUCGUGCGCAUGCUGUGCUACGACGACGGUUUUGGCGCGGGGAAGAACCUCCUGGCUCUCAAAACCACUGACGCCGAACAGGAAGGGUGCAGCAUCUGGGUGUACCAGUGCAGCAGUUCUGAGCAGGCUCAGGCCAUCUGCAAGGUGCUCUCUGCUUCCUUUGACUGUGCGCUCGCAUCAGACAAGUCCUGAGGACGGAAAGAGUGAAGUAAAAGCAACAAAAGAGGGGCCCACCAUGACUGACAUAUGCAAGCCAUUUUCUUAUAGCCAAAUUUUUUUUUUUUCAGUAGAUAAUACCUCGAUGGUAAAUCAAUUUCUGUACUCACCAACCGCCAUCUCAUAGGGACUUUGAGUGCAAAAAGAUGUUGGGGAAUGAGAGGAACCUUGCCUUCCUUUUUAAUGUAUUUGAGGAAUUUAUGGCACAAAGUGCUACAUAAUGUUUAUGAACACAUUUAGCGCAACUACAUGGGUACGAUUUUUCGAAAUGUGUCCACUUGUCCUUAAUUCUGAGACUUGGAAUUUAUUAAUACACAUUUUAGUGUGUGAACAAUAAUAUCAAAAAAAAACCUACGGUACGUCAUCUUUUAUAAUUAUUUUUCUCUGCCAUUGUCACUUUUACCAAUUUGUUGUGAAGUUUUGAAAAUGUGUGAAACAAUUAAAUGAGUGAAAUAAAGCUCCUGUGUUUGAGCA